Glycine soja is the source of this 381-nucleotide messenger RNA. RefSeq names its product probable carbohydrate esterase At4g34215. NCBI's taxonomy places the organism in Eukaryota, Viridiplantae, Streptophyta, Magnoliopsida, Fabales, Fabaceae. The record is from RefSeq and is a predicted model, not a curated record. The transcript is spliced from 2 exons. The coding region runs from base 1 to 381 and encodes 126 amino acids.
AUGGCCGGUCGUGGCGGGGCUAUCAGGGACGCCAACAACCGUAGUAAGCGGUCGGACGGCGUGGUUCCGGCGGUGCUGUGGUUCCAAGGUGAAAGCCACGCAAUCCACGAGGAAGACGCUGCGGCUUACAAGUUCAACAUGGAGACUCUCAUCCACAAUCUUCGUCAAGACCUCAAUUCCCCAUCUUCUUUUUCGGCCUCAGGGUCUGACCACACAGAGAAAGUGAGAGAAGCACAAAAAGUAAUUGAUCUUCCAAACGUGAUUUGCGUGGACGCAAAGGGAUUGCAAUUGAAGGAAGAUAAUCUUCAUUUAACCACCGAGUCUCAAAUUCAGUUGGGUCACAAGCUGGCUGAGGCCUAUCUUACCCAUUUUCAUGCCUGA